Meira miltonrushii is the source of this 765-nucleotide messenger RNA. RefSeq lists its product as uncharacterized. The transcript has a single exon. The annotation marks the transcript as partial. The record is from RefSeq and is a predicted model, not a curated record. NCBI's taxonomy places the organism in Eukaryota, Fungi, Basidiomycota, Exobasidiomycetes, Exobasidiales, Brachybasidiaceae.
GGCACUUGAUAGCCGGUCGGAAGGUGUGCGGAAAGGGUCGAGAUGUAGCCCAGUAGCCUAACGAAUCGAUGCCAUAUCCUCUCUAUGGAGCAGAUCUGUGAGAUGAUGGCACCAUCUUGACCUUGUGCAUGUGCCUGCUAUUCUCAUGGCUCCCCUUUUCAUGACUCUCAUUGUUCCUCUUUGUCUAUUCUUCUGCCAUCUUCCAUACACUUUGUUCUUCCUCAUCCAAUUGGUCCAAAUCUAGGAAGAGGAUGAUGACGAUGGAAUGAGGAGAAGAUGAUGAUAGCGGAGUAAGAAGAGACUCUUGGUGGCCUCUUCUCAUCCGCAUUCAAAAGCCGACCAGAUAAAACCUUUCGAGAUUCAUGAAAGACCAUCUCGUACGGCGCUCAAGAUCGGAUCAUGAUAUAGCAUUUGAACAAGUGGCACAACAGAAGAAAUAACAUACUUGACAUCAACAUUUGUCUUUCCUCUACCCUCCUUUCCAUGCUUUCACUUCACACUCUUUGGCUUUACAUCCGUUCAACAUUACCAAAGAAGUACGUCAUCGUUGCUUGUUAUGAAGUGAGAUUAAUUAAGCCGGUCAAAGUUUCUUCAUUCAUGAUGUCUCUACACUCGCAUUCAUUGGGCUCUUACAAGCAAAUAUUGGCAGACUCUAGAGAAGAAGAGGAACCUCUCUUAUCCGUUGAAAACUCUGCAGCAACGUCCCGCUUUGCAGGUGGUGAUGAUGAGUUGCAGCUUUGUAUGGUGAAAUAGUUCCGGCGAGAA